GUUCCAUCAUAGCGACGACGUUCUGUUUUCAGUAGCAACCGAUGCUCCGGAUUCAAUAAAGCGGUUUAAAAGAUGAUGUCCACCGUCCUGGACGACUCGGCCUGGGACGUCCCGGUGAGAGACGUCCCGGUGAGAGACGUCCAGCUGUCCCCUGCAGGUAUUGAUCAGCUGCUGCUGGGAGGGAAACCCUCAGAUGUGUCUCUUCAUCAGAAUGCCAGAGAGCGUCAGGACGUCUCUAAGGUGUCCAGGGAGGAGCUGGAGGAUCGGUUCCUGCGCCUCCACGAGGAGACGCAGUUCCUCAAACAGAAAACUCACAAACAGGACGACAAGAUCAGGAAGCUGGGCACUAAGUUGAUGCGUCUCCUGAAGGAUCGUGGUCGUAUGGAGCGUCUGGCUGGAGGUCAGGCUGGAGGUCAGGCUGGAGGUCAGGCUGGAGGUCAGGCUGGAGGUCAAGCUGGAGGUCAGGCUGGAGGUCAUGCUGGAGGUCAGGUGAUGCGUCUGCGUGACGUGGAGCUGGAGGAGGUGAUGGAGGAGCUGCAGGAGCAGGUGAGAGGCCUUCAGGUGGAGAACGUGGGUCUGAAGCAGCGCCUCCUGGUGGCCAAACAGCAGCUGCUCACCUCCCACAGCAGGAGGUCUCCGUACGGCCGCGUCCAAUCACGAGUCAACACGGGGGUAAAGAAGGACGACGCCCCCUCCCUGACACACCUGAAGAGUGUCAGUGUUUCCUCUCCUCAGGUACCAGGAGUCCAGAGGGGGGGGGGGCGGCCUCCGACGGGCCUUCUGCCUCGGUUUGGACACAGCCUGCUGGAGGAGACCCGGGCCGAGGUCCGAAACCUGGAGAACAUGAUGGAGCUGCAGCGGAGCCACAUGGAGGAGAUGGAGCUGGAGAAGGAGGAGCUGAGGGAGGAGCUGAGGAGGAGAGAGGAGGAGUACAAGGAGAAGCUGCUGCAGAACACCUCCAGACUCAGGGCUCAGGUGAGCAGCAACGUUGCCGUCAUCAAACUCCAGAAGCAGCUGCAGGAGAGGAGCAGCAACGUUUCUGAGCUGGAGGGUCGAUUCAUACAGCUGCAGGAGAGUCAAAGGACGCUGAGGCUGAGUCAUGACGCUGCGCUGCUGAAGGUGGACGAGCUGUCGGCUCAGCUGAAGGACGAGAGGAAGACGAGUCUGGAGCUGGAGAGGAAGAUGCAGAGCGCCGCCAUAUCCAGACUGGGGCUGCAGCAGCUGCAGGAGAUGGUCAGUGAGGUGGAGCAGGAGAGAGACCUGCUGAAGGACAACAAUGAGAAGCUGGUGAACAGCGCGCUGGAUGUGUCCUGGCAGCAGAGGUUCCAGCUGCAGGAGCAGAAGCUGAAGAUGCAGAUUUCUCAGCUGGAGACGGCGCUGCAGGCCGACCUCGUCGACAAGAACCAGAUCCUGGACAAGAUCAAGACGGAGAGAGAGUCCAGUGAGAAGCUGACGGAGGAAAAUAGGAAACUGCAGAUCCAGUUUCUGGAGCAGAAGCAGCGACUGGAGGAGAUGAACGACCGCCUGAAGUUCUACAGCAGGGAGAACGAGUAUGACGUGGCUGAACUCACUGAGGCUCUGCUGCUCAUUAAAAAGCGUAAAUCUAGUGGGGAGCUGGGCUUCCUGCAGGUGCAGGAGGAGCAGGAGGAGGUGCAGGAGCUGAGAGCCGCUCACGCUGAGACCAUCCAGGAGCUGCAGAAGACCCGCAGCCUGCUGAGCAUGGAGAACAGCAUCUGCAGGGACUACAAGGUGGAGCUGCAGGCGGUGCUGCAGAAGAUGGAGGCUGACGGAGGAGGUUUUACGCAGCAGCUUCAGCGACAGGCCGCGCUGCUGGACACCCGCGCUGCCAGGAUCAAGAAGCUGGAAGCUCAGCUCAGAGACGUGGCCUACGGCAGCAAAGCAGCGCUGCCCUCCCCCCUCGACGGCCCUGAUGAAGAGGAGGAUGAAGAGGAGGAUGAUGAGGAGCUGCUGCAGCGGGGGGAGAACCUGUUGGAGCUGCAGCUGCUGGGAGCCUCCCUGUCUUCCUCCGCCCUGCAGGAGGCUCUCGGGGACCAGGAUCCCUCCACCUCCUCCACCUCCUCCACCUUCUCCACCUUCUGCACCUACAGCUUCCACCUGUCGGAGCUGCAUUGCACGCCGCUGGCCUCGGGCUCCAGGCCGCGCUACGGCUUCACCUCCCGCUUCGUGGUGAGCGUGGACGAGGGCUUCCUGCAGUACCUGAGGCGCGGGGCGGUGAAGGUGGAGCUGCACCAGGCGCUGGGCGUGGACUGGAGGACGCUGGCCGGAGCAAAGAUCCCCCUGCAGGGGCUCCUGGAGGCGGAGGGGGCGCUGCAGGGGAGCGCACCUCUACUAGGGAGGAGUGAGGAGACCCCGAGCUUCGGCUCUCUGGAGUACCGGCUGAGGCUGAGGGUCCCGAUGAAGGAGACCCUGCGUCUGCACCGAGACAAGCUGCACCGAGACCAGCUGACCCCAGACCAGCUGAGCGCAGACCAGCUGAGCGCAGACCCCCAG
Trematomus bernacchii (emerald rockcod) is the source of this 2511-nucleotide messenger RNA. It is a transcript of the gene rpgrip1l, whose product is annotated as RPGRIP1 like. Gene Ontology annotation, biological process: non-motile cilium assembly; retinal rod cell development. Gene Ontology annotation, cellular component: photoreceptor connecting cilium. NCBI's taxonomy places the organism in Eukaryota, Metazoa, Chordata, Actinopteri, Perciformes, Nototheniidae. The record is from RefSeq and is a predicted model, not a curated record.